CAUCGCUCCCCAGCCCACCCACCAUGAGCAGCAUCGACGGCGACCCCCACUCCCCCCACUUUCCCACAACCCUCGUCCUCUCCCGCAACGCAGCCUGCCACCAGUGCCGCAAACGUAAACUCAAAUGCGAUGCACAGAAGCCCGUAUGUGGCAACUGCGCGAAACCCCGGGUAAGGGGGUCCAGACCAAGCAAUGGUGAUUCACCUCAAGACCCCAUCAAGUGCACUUGGGACAGGCCGAAAGAGCCCAGUGCCCGAACCAAACGAAGACGGGAACUUGCCAAAAGGCAGGCAAUGGAAGCGGACGACAAGAACAUGAAGAAUGACCAGAGUGGCAAUGCCAAAGGAGGCAAAGCAAAAAAGACAAGGCUCAAUGAGCCUGAAGGUCAGAGUGACCCUGGCCGCUUUGCACUUGACGACACGGCCGCCACUUCGUACUUCCCCGGUAGCAGCAUUCGUGAUGGACUCGCGAGGCGUCCAAAUCUUGACGACGCGGACUAUCAUCGCAACGGAGCAGAGGAGUACACCUAUCGACACCCCCCAUUUUCCAUCGGGAUGAUGGGAGAUAUACCAUUCUAUCCCGAAGGAUCUCCUCGAGAUGGCCGAGCGCAUCAAGUGCAAGGUGAUGAGGGAGAUUCAUUGAGGCCCUGGGCCAGUCUCAACGGCUCCAUUGAUUCGGCCGUCAGGCUGGAGCCGUCAGAUGGGAGUACCAGGUCAUUCACAGACCUCAAUGGUCACACGGACAGCGUCCCAAACACUACAAGCGGCGAUAUGGAUGAGGCCCUUGGCGUGUUUUGGCCCGAUUGGCCCAGGGCGCUUCCCAUGCCGGCAGUCGUUGAUCAUGCUGUUCGUGUAUUUUUUGACAAGGUACCAACACUACCCAAGAUGCUCAACAAGAGUCAAUUGCUGCAAAAUAUCUCGCGAUCCCCUUCGCAUCCCAAUUUCCCUUCCACGUCUCUUCUACACUCCAUCCUUGCUAUUACCGCCAAUUUUAUAUCCGAAACAUCUCUUUCCUCGCCCUCCUACUUUCCCGUCGGCACGCCCUCUCAAGCCCAUACUCAUCCCAUUGAGGACUUUGACAUUUCCGACCACAUCACCAAUCGCAGCGUACAACCGCAACAUCCCUCGCGCGGUCUUGAUAAGAAAUUGUCUCCCGUGACCUCAAUGGCGAGGUUUCAAUUGUGGCAUAGAAGGAAGGCUUUCGAGACAUUCUAUCAUUAUGUGGACAAGGGCGAGAAAUUGGUGCAAUGCUUACAAGCGCAGAUCAUUGCCACUACUGUGGAUCAAUAUAAUGCUUGGUGGACGGAUGUCUGGAUCGAGACGGGAUCUUGCGUAAGGGUAGCCACACCCCUGCGUCUUCACGAAUCACCCCACGUCCCCGACAGCUCACUCCAAAAAUUUGCCCAUCUCCUUCUCGCGCCUGCCAAGACGGCCAUGGAUCAAGCCGAGCGUGACCGCACAUGGUGGAUGACAUAUCUCUUGGAGCGCAGUGUCACUGCUUCAACAUCAUGGCCAACAGCCCUCAUCGAUGAUGAGAUCACGGUUGAGCUACCGGUAUUGCAGAGUACUUUCGAUGCUGGAUAUGGAGACCUUUACGGGACACAGACUCUACAUGCUCCUGACUGUCUGACGCACCAUCCCCCGAAGCAUCGAGACAGCCUGUGCUUCUUGAUCAAAUCUAUAAAACUCCUGAGUGAGGUCAAUGUCUUCUUUCGCAAGUACUCACGGGGUAGCCAUAGUUUAGCGGGCUACGUGACAAAUCCCACGUUUCGUAUAUUACUCUCUCAAAUCAAUUCGUUCCGAAUGUCGUUCCCGCCCGAGUAUCGUCGCCCGACUCAGAACAUCUCAGGAGGGGGUGCCAAUGCGCUCGAUAGGGAUCUGAUCAUGGCUCUUUGGGUCACUCAUAGUGCCAUAAUGGCCCUGGGAGAACCUCUCAUCACCAAAGACUCGUGGAUGGACGAAGGAGCUCGCGUGACACUGUCAGCUAUCCGCGCAACCCUGUCGUUGCUGUACGAUGUCACAUCGACAUCAUUUGACCUAUCGUUGUUUCCCCCUUUUGCGCCCUUUGUGUGGUCGAUGACCUGUAGAGGCUUGAUCAGAUUCAUGGGGACGGCCAUGCAAAGCGGGGAUAUGGUCUCCGCGGCCGUCUUCAGGUCGGAGGUGGAAGUUUUCCGGUAGGUCGACAGUAGCAGUACGCGUGGUGGGCCACGCUAAUGAACGGAAGACUUGCCAUGAAAAGGUAUGGGGAAAGAUUCCCUGUUGGAAACAGGCAUCUGAAAGUGGUCGACGAUUUUCUUGAAACCACCGAAAGUAAAGGCGAGGAUCCUGGACACGGUACCCGCUUUCAGUGCAAAUGCGAGCUCAUCAUAAAAUGUGGCCGCGAGGUUGGUGCCUCAAUAAUAGAGGAAUUGUCGCCGUCAAAUACAACAUCCACUAGCAUGGUCACACCUGAAGCGGCCCUGUCCGAGUCUAGCACCUCCGACGCACGGAUGUCUACGGCGGCUUCUGCGUUUGCAAGCGCAAUGGGUGGUGUCAGAGUGCGUGAAGUCCCUCCUGUAGAGGAUGGCGCAAUAGGAGAGGGCAUCUCAGCACUUGCUUCUAGUGGAUCUGCGCUGGCAGGGUCCACAGAGGAUGGCGGUACCCAUGGCGUUGGGACUACGGUCGGCUCUUUCAAACAACCCCGGCCAGUACCUUCGUAUCCCGGCUCGGGUCCCCAUCCCGAACACCUCCGCCGCUUACCAUCACUCACAUCAUUCUUCCCGCCCAGUCUUGCCCCAGACCCCAACGUAUCCACCCCUGUCCCUCAUGGUGAUACCACAUCUCCGCAUAAUCAGCCGAGCCCCCCCAUUUUUGACGCCAAUACGUUGUGGAGCGCUCCUCCAUAUCUUGCAAAUCUGCAUUCAAGCUCCAACAUGUUUUCAGCCAACUCUUUCAUGAAUGGUGCCGGUCCCAACGAAUCUUCUCAUAUCAACCCCACAUCUCCUGCAUUCGUGAGUAACAACACUCUGCAGGAUGGUACGAGUUGGGAUAUCAGUAGUUUCAGUUUUGAUGUGAAUAAUGUGGCUGGGAUGUUUGAGGGCAGCGGGGCGACGUUUGAUGGCCGAGACUACGGGUUCGGGACGAUGUAGGCGUCAGUAUUCUUGUAUAUUCUUGUAUAUUUAUGACUGUAGGGCUAUGUAAACCUUCCCCGUCC
Cryptococcus amylolentus CBS 6039 is the source of this 3192-nucleotide messenger RNA. RefSeq lists its product as hypothetical. Gene Ontology annotation, biological process: regulation of DNA-templated transcription; DNA-templated transcription. The record is from RefSeq and is a predicted model, not a curated record. Gene Ontology annotation, cellular component: nucleus. Bases 24 to 2177 code for a protein of 717 amino acids. Lineage: Eukaryota; Fungi; Basidiomycota; Tremellomycetes; Tremellales; Cryptococcaceae. Gene Ontology annotation, molecular function: DNA binding; zinc ion binding; DNA-binding transcription factor activity, RNA polymerase II-specific. The transcript has 16 exons.